AUGAACGCAAUCGCCGAGAGAGAUUUGCUGUUGCCCAACAGAUUGCUGAAGAUGACAGAACUUGUGAGGAGCGAAAAAAGAGAAUAGAAAAUGAAAAAGAAGAAUUCUUGAAGCAGUCAGAUGGAGGGGACAAUUCUGGGGCCCAAACUGGAGUUCAAGAAGUAGUAGUGAAGCCUGAUCUGCGUCGAAGGCUAAGCAGCACUUGCUCAGAGGAAGGGUCUUGUGUGGUGCGAGAAGUGGAUUAUGAUGGGGAUGGCGAAGACAGUCUGUAUUACUCUUCCACAGAAAACCUUCAUGUUAUGCAAAGCAGAGCCAAAGUGGAAAAGGUGGAGAACACAAACAGGAAGCAGCGCAAGUCUAGUUCACUUCGGAAUGCUGCAUCCAAGGAAAAAGAAGGGAAAAAGGUGGCUCUGCCAGCUGUUAGACAGAGUAGCAGCAUUAAAGUGAAAUUCACACCCCGUGUCUUCCCAACUCCAAAGAGAGAGUCCUGCGAGAAAGAGGAGCAAGAUUGGCUUGCUGCUCAGUCAGGUUGUCGCUCUAAGAGCCCUAAAGACAUCACUGAGGAGAAUAGUGCAGAGUACUAUAAGGAGAAGGCUAUCUCUUUAUUCAGUAACAAGGACUUCAGAGGCUGUGUCAAUGCUUACACAGAGGCAUUGAAGUUAUGUCCACAGGAAGCUUCGUUUUACAGCAACAGAGCAGCUGCAAAUCUGGCCCUGAACAACCUUCAUCAUGCUAUUAAUGAUUGUUCAAAAGCCUUGGAGUUGCUCACCCCUCCAACUCAGGAAAACAGCAAAUCUCGUCUCUUGUGCCACAUCCGACGUGGCACAGCAUUUGUCCAUCUUCGCCUUUUGUCAGAAGGACUUGCAGACUACCAGGCAGCACACCAGCUCAAUCCCAAGGAUGAAUCUCUGAAGAAAGACAUGGAGAGGAUCCAAGCCAUACUUAUGACUUCCACAGACACUGCAGACUCAUCAGAUGAAGAUAGUGAUGAUGAUUUUAAAAGCAGUGGUGAAAGCAGUCCUCCAUCAAACUCAUAACUAAAUUUACGUUUGCAUCUUUUCUUUUGUUAGAAAUUUAUUGUUAUUUUUGUUAUAAUUACUAUUAUUUAUAAGUAAUACUUCCCCAGUCAUGGAUUUCUUGAAGCCUUGUUACAUUUAUUGUCAUUACUUUUAUGCCUAGGUAAUUCUUUUACCAAACUUUAUCCCCUUUUGUUCUCUAUGGCAUUUUAGUAUGCCACAGGUCUCUGAAAGGUUGUUGAUUGUAGAUUCAUUAAGCCAAAACAACUCUUACACAUUAUAAACCGGCGUUUUAUUAUGUAGAAAUUAAGUCUCAGUUUUAUGCUUAGACACCAUUUCGUUUUUCUCAAAGAAUGGCUUCCAUUGAUUUUAGGUUAUUACAAUUUUGUGUAUAGAAUAUAAAAUGUCCAUUAUGUUUCUCGUAAUGAGUACUCAUUUGCAGAACAUGACAUUAGUAAUGUAUUUAGGUAUUGAUAUGUAUAUAAGGAUUAUAAGUAUUAUUGGAGUAUUAUUCCCUUUUGAGAUUUUAGAUGUAAGAUUUCUUUACCCUGCUGUAUCUAGAGUAUUAAUGUAAAUGGAUUUCGACUUGGAAACAAAUGCGGAUUAUAGAAUAUUUUAUGCUAUGUUUUUCUAGAUUUUUUGUAAAUUAGAUGCCAAAGAUUUU
Molecule: messenger RNA, 1680 nt
Organism: Penaeus vannamei (Pacific white shrimp)
Lineage: Eukaryota; Metazoa; Arthropoda; Malacostraca; Decapoda; Penaeidae
Source: RefSeq, a predicted model, not a curated record